Molecule: messenger RNA, 351 nt
Organism: Lactuca saligna
Lineage: Eukaryota; Viridiplantae; Streptophyta; Magnoliopsida; Asterales; Asteraceae
Source: the annotation of a GenBank genome assembly
AUGUAUGCGCACCGAAAGUUAACUUCUAAAAUUAGCAUGUUGAAGGCUAAGGAGUUGGAUCUUGCCGAAAAAUAUGAAAAUGUGGAACUCAUAGUGUGUACUGCUCAUGCAUACAAGGUUAUGCAAACAAUUCAAAAAAGGUAUAAUGUUUCAUACCUAGCACUCUACGCCACUGAAGCAGAUACCAAGGAUUACAAACUCAUCAACUGUAUUCAGCUCUGGGGAUUAGUGUACACGGUUACUCAGUUUUUCUAUUUCAAGGGUUACUCCUCCGGUGAUCCUAAAGGACGUCUCCCGAUUGGAGGAUUCAACGGUCUUGAAGAAGCAAAGAUAAACUACGAUCCAAAUUGA